UCCAUGAAAAACUUUCUCGCCGCAUCUUCUCAAUUUCACCUUCAGCAAUAAACUCAGUCCGGGUUCAAGUCUUUGCCAUCCGUGUGGAAAAUCGACUGCUGUCACAGUUGACGACAUGUCACCUGACAAACCGAGGAUUGAUCCCUGCACAAAGCGUCCGAUUCCUGCCAAUUGUACCCUUGAUUCUCCAGACAAACCUACGAAAAAAUCUUUUUUGGACGAGCUCGAAGACGAUUCGGUUGAAUACGGAAAAAGUGAAGAUGUGAAAAUUGACAACGUCAAAAGAGGCAGUGGUCGAUUCGACGAUGAUGAUGCAUCGAGUGGCAAGAAAACCGUUUUUGGAAAUGGGCAAAACGGAGACGACCAUUGGAUCAAAGUUGCAUUAAUGUUGGCAUUUGGGUUUUUUGUUCUUAUCUGGCUAUUAUCGUUGUUUUGCGGAGGGGAAACGCCACCGCCAAAAAUCAAGAGGUGUGAUGCGAUGUCACCCCAAGACUUUUUCAAAGAGUAUUUGGAAUCCGAAGAGAAAGUAUUCACAUUGCUGGUCAACUUCAAUAUCAUCAAGUCGAAGAUGAAGUGUCCGAAAUGCGAUCGAGGAAUCGCACCCGGAGAACUUCAUUCGGAAAAGGGUUGCUUCUUGGUGUCUGAACGUGGAGGAAAUCGAGCUUCCGGAAUUUGUGCAUUGAACGAGAAGGAAUUCGCCAAUUGGCUGCAAAAACGCGUUCUCGUCGAUAAGCAAACAAUGAUCAUCACCAAUUGUCGCACUGUCAAUAAACUCAGUCCGGGUUCAAGUCUUUGCCAUCCAUGUGGAAAAUCGACGGCUGUCACAGUUGACGACAUGUCACCUGACAAACCGAGGAUUGAUCCCUGCACAAAGCGUCCGAUUCCUGCCAAUUGUACCCUUGAUUCGCCAGACAAACCUACGAAAAAAUCUUUUUUGGACGAGCUCGAAGACGAUUCGGUUGAAUACGGAAAAAGUGAAAAUGUGAAAAUUGACAACGUCAAAAGAGGCAGUGGUCGAUUCGACGAUGAUGAUGCGUCGAGUGGCAAGAAAAGCGUUUUUGGAAAUGGGCAAAACGGAGACGACGAUUGGAUCAAAGUUGCAUUAAUGUUGGCAUUUGGGUUUUUUGUUCUUAUCUGGCUAUUAUCGUUGUUUUGCGGAGGGGAAACGCCACCGCCAAAAAUCAAGAGGUGUGAUGCGAUGUCACCCCAAGACUUUUUCAAAGAGUAUUUGGAAUCCGAAGAGAAAGUAUUCACAUUGCUGGUCAACUUCAAUAUCAUCAAGUCGAAGAUGAAGUGUCCGAAAUGCGAUCGAGGUGUGACCCUGAGAGAUCCCACAACUGGCGCAAGUGUGUUUGCCAGUGUGGAAAACGCGCAGCAACUGGCUCAAGACCUCCAACUCAUCCUGACCGGCAACGGGGUCGAAUGCGAUGACCUGCUCCCCAUUUACAUCAUUCAAGCCACGUGGAUCCGCACUCAUCAAUCCCUGCUGUGCUCAUCCGACAAUGACCUCUUUUUCUUGCUGCUCAAGGAACUCGCGGACGCGACGCAUUUGUGGGAAAGUGACCCAUGCGUCGCACCAGCAGCGGCUGUCACGACCCAGACUCAGGUCAAGCAGAAAUUCCGAGAAGACACGGAAUCUUCUGUGAGGAACAAUGCACGUGUGUCGUCGACUGACGAGGAAUUUGUUGACUGUUUGGAAAGAACUGAGCCUGAAAGGCGUUCUAGUCGUCGAUUGAAAUAUGAUGAUGAUCAUUUCGAAACAGUUGAACAAGGACUUGUGUAUGAGGAAAUCAUUCAGGAAGUAAUUUCCGGAGAUUCGCCAAUGGGAAGAUAUUCUGCAAGAGACACUGAUUGUUACCUGUCUCCAAAAUCAACUUCACCAAAGACCAAAGUCUGCAAUCUAGAUGACUGCAAAUUGGAGUCUCCAAAGGUCGAAGCCCAUCGGUCAAGAACUCAAGGGACUUCAGCUGUUCAAUCUCCACAAAAAUCCUCUACUUUUUGUCAAACCAAAUCGCCUCAAAGAAGAACAACGUCUUCGGGAUCAAACCCCAUCGUGACUAUUGAAAAAUCCUCAAGUCCCAGGGCUUUAGAAAAUGCUUCUCAAGAAGUUCAAACUGCAGAGUUUUCUUUGGGCAACGAGGAAAAUGUUGCGGAUGAUGAAGAGGCCACUUCUAAACCCGUCGACAAGCCAAAAAAGACAAAGACAGACAAUGUUUGCCAAAUGGAUGUCCCAGGGCACCCUGACACCAACAAAAAUCGCGGAAUCGCGCCUCAACCAGUGCAAAUCAUACCCCAAGGACUCGCCAUUACUUGUAACACCAAACAGCAGUCUCAUCCCACACGAAUCAAAGAGCCCCAGCAGGGAACCGAUUUGAACAUGAUCGCCAAAUUGAUGAACAUUGACAGCGGGUCGUCACUUGAAUCGCGUGACAGCAAUCUGUCGACAGACACCGACAUUCCAACGGCUAACAACUCACUAAUGAACCCGGUCUCCGACACUUCGGUUGAUUCCAACGAAGGACCGUGUGACAUGCCAUUAAAUCAGAAUGCAGCGAAGAAUGUUGUCAAGAAAGUUUCAAUCGUUUCUCCGAUUAAACCCCGGGAAACUCUUGAAUCGCCGCUGAAAUGUUCUCCUCAGAAGAAUGCUUUUGUCACUCAGAGGAUCUCGGGGACUUGUUCAACGGGUGGUGAAUGUGAAGAACUUGUUGAUGUCCCCAUUACGUCCUUGUCAAGCUUGAAAUCUUCUGAUAAUGGGAAAGAAACUUGCAACCCAUUCGAUGAAUCUGACUUGAAUAUUUCUCAAGACAAACCGAAUGAUCGCGAAGUUCGCCGACUGUUUGAAUCCGAACACCCCAUGACUACUUCGUCUACAACCGGAGGGUUUUUCAAGAUGAGGAAGGACGAUUCGACCAUUUGUCAUUUGAUGGAUCAGAAUAUUGGGACAGAAACGACAUAUUCAGGACUGAUGGAAAGCAGAAGUAAACCAACUGAUACCGACGAUGCGGAAACUAGUACAUUGCUUCCGGUGAGAACAUUGCAUCCAAAAGCCCUGGAAAAGCUUUUGCAAGAUGAAGAAACUCUGCAGAAAACU
Molecule: messenger RNA, 3091 nt
Organism: Notodromas monacha
Lineage: Eukaryota; Metazoa; Arthropoda; Ostracoda; Podocopida; Cyprididae
Source: the annotation of a GenBank genome assembly